GUUAUCAUUGGUGUAGCAGAAGAUCGUGCUCGACAAAGCAAGAGGACGGUACAGGAAGAACUCGACGCAAUUACGGAGAAACUCGCACAACUUGAAGCGCCAACGUUGAACACGGCUGCCAAAGCUGAUGCGAACGGCGUCUACUCUCGACUAACGGAUCACACCAAGUACACUGGCGCUCAUAAGGAACGAUUUGAUGCUGAGGGUAAAGGUUAG
Molecule: messenger RNA, 216 nt
Organism: Cylicostephanus goldi
Lineage: Eukaryota; Metazoa; Nematoda; Chromadorea; Rhabditida; Strongylidae
Source: the annotation of a GenBank genome assembly